UAAGGAUCCAACCCCGCGCACUGCCCUGGCAUACUGCCGCACUCUGCAUCCCGAUCCAGACACAGACACACACGCUGAGAGCUUUUGGCAGCACCUGCACGGCUGCCGCUCCCAUGGGGCUCUGCCUGUCCGUGGCCCUGUGGAAGGACAAGGCCUACGCCCGCCGCCGGGCCGUGGGGCACUCUGCCGCCGUCGGCGUGGACGUCGACGAGAUGGUGCGUGGCGGAGGAGGCGGCGGCGGCGGGGGCUCCGGCUACGGGCUUCUCGCAGGGGGCGGUGGGUUGCCGGAGGCGGAGGAGGCCGUGGCUGUGGCGGCCGCGCCGAGGGCCUCGGGCGCGCUGGGCACGCCGGCGCGGCCGAUAUGGCAGAGGCGGGUGCUCAUGGGCGUCAGGUGCCAGCUGCCCCGGUUCAGCGGCAUGGUGCUGUAUGACGAGCGCGGCCGGCCCGUGGGCGGCGGCGUCCGGGACAGGGCUCGUGACCAGGAGAAGCACGCCGCUGCCAUUGAUAACAUCCUCAGGGACCUGCAGUGCUCUAGCCGGUCGCCGGCGAGCAACCUAUUUCCGGCGUCGGCCCGGUCCGGCUGAAUGCCGCUCCGUCCAUUUCCAGUUUGUUAAUUAGGCCCGUAUUAAGCAGAAGAAAAUUCAGAAAUCCCGUGUUUACAAGCCUAAUUGUUUUGGGGAUAGGCAGCUAGAGCUGUGCCAAUGCUAGAUUCUGCCAGAUUUUGGUUCUCAAUGUGACAUCGGCCAAAUAAAAUGAAGAAGAGAGAGGGCCAUGCAUCGUAGCAUUGACAAGUUAAUAAGUACUCGUAUAUUUGGAUAAUGGAACAAAUUUAUUCAUAGAGAUGUCAAUAUCCUGACUUA
Messenger RNA from Hordeum vulgare subsp. vulgare (domesticated barley), 860 nucleotides. RefSeq lists its product as uncharacterized. Bases 114 to 584 code for a protein of 156 amino acids. NCBI's taxonomy places the organism in Eukaryota, Viridiplantae, Streptophyta, Magnoliopsida, Poales, Poaceae. The record is from RefSeq and is a predicted model, not a curated record. The transcript has 2 exons.